CAUCUGGAAGUCGUCAUAGAAGUCGGUGUUCCGUUUACUGUGGUGGAAUUGUUUCGUAAAAAGACUUCGAAACUUUCCUUAGUGGAGGCGUCGCAAACGUAACAGUGAAACUUACGACUGACCAAACUUGAAUGAAGUGUUUCUUAGAGACCGGAAAUAUUUGGGAUAUAGGCUGAGACAAUCUUUUUUCUUGUUAAGAGUUGCAUGACAGAACACUACGGUUACUCUUGACGAAAAUAAAAUCACAAACAACAAAACAAUGUUUUUAUAAUUAUCUCAACGCUGCAGUUAUUGUAAAGUAAAACCUAAAAAAUUAAUGAUUUACUUCCCACCUAUGGAAAUAAUCAAAUAGUAAAAUUGAUCUUCGACAAACACAAGAACGAAUGGAUAAGAAAUACCGUGACCAAGAUACAUAAAAACUUAAGUGUUUGACUCACGAAGUGUUUGGUUCCUUGAGAGGCCCAUAGAGAGAGAGAGCGAGGGAGAGGGUAUGGCUACUGUGAAGCUUAUUCAAGACACCAAGAAAUCUUUAAUCGGAGCUCUUCACGAUGGGGACCUACCGAAGGCAAAUGCGAUCCUUAGGGAUAUCCCAUCCCUGGUGUCCAACUCGGAUUCAAUGCCGUUCCUUCAUGUAGCAGUGGAUGCCCCCACCAACAGCCGACGGCUCGUAUGCCUGCUGCUAAAGUCCGGCGCUCCCAUCAACUACCCAAACGCUAUAGGAGCAACCGCCCUCCAUAUCGCAGCGGGUAAAGGAAAUAAGAAAUGCUUGGUGGAAUUGCUGAGGGCUGGCGCUGACGUCCACCAGUGCGACAAAAACGGUCUCAUUCCACUGCACUAUGCAGCUCGAAGUCGUCGCGAGGAUUCCGUCGCUUGCUUGCAACUCCUGCUGGCGCAUAACUCACCUUGCAACAUACCUGCCAAUCACGGGUACACACCUCUCCACGUGGCUGCGGAAGUUGGAAAUGUCCCCGCCGUAAGAAUCUUGUUGAAUGCAGGCGCUCUGCAUUCGAGCGCUGACUAUAGAGGUCAAACGGCGCUGCAUUUGGCGACAGUGCCUGCUGUUGCAGAAGCAUUGCUUGAUGCAGGCGCCGAUGUCACAGAUGCAAACAUGGCGGAAGAAUCUGCGUUGGAGCAUGCAAUCAAAAAGUCUCCUGUGGUUGUUCCCACACUCCUUGCCUCUGGAAUGGCCGUGAGAGGAGACCUCUACGACAGCCAUUUGCGAGUCUUCUUCAACCUGGAUAUCUUGUGCGACAGCAGCAGAAACGAAAUGAGUUUGUUAAACAUCAUGUCCAGGAGAGGCCAGUAUGACUUCCUCAAGCACCCACUGUGCGAAACGUUUCUUCACCUCAAAUGGCUGAGAGUCUGGCCUCUGUUCUACUUAAAACUCGCCGUAUUCAUAAGUCUCGUCCUGACUUUAACAUCGAGCCUUUGUCUCCGGUCGUAUCUACCCAGGGAACCAAAUCUCACCACCAAAAAUGAGACAUCCUUCGAAGAGAGGCGAAAUCACACGGCCAUCCUAAUCACGGCCACCGUCUUGCAAGGACUCUCUGGGGUAUUGUGGGCAAUCGUCAUUUGUCGGGAGAUCAUGCAGGUCAUCAUCUCGAGGGAAUAUUGGAGCAAAUGCGAAAAAUGGCUACAACUUCCUUUCAUCAUUCUAUCCGUGUUGGUGAUCGCUACGACGGGGCCCCUAGAACCGUGGCAACGGCAUGUAGGAGUGAUCGUAGUUCUGCUAGGAUGGUUCAAGGUGACAUUCCUCAUUGGUCAUCUCCCCAACGUUGGAUUGUACGUUCAGAUGUUUCUCUCGGUAUCAGUAAGAAUGCUUACGUUUGCCUGCGUUUAUUCAUCACUCUUCAUCGGAUUUUCUGUGAGCUUCUACCUUGUUUUUGAGGGAGAAGUUUUCAGCACCAUUUGGAUGUCAGUGCUCAAAACACUGGCCAUGAUGGUGGGAGAGCUGGAAGUUUCAAGCAUUCUAGGGAAGGAUACUGAGCAAACUCUUCCAGGCACUGCACACGUUAUAUUUGUCCUCUUUGUGUUACUGAUGACAAUAGUAAUCACUAACCUACUCGUAGGUCUUGCUGUACAAGAUAUCCAGAUGCUUCAGAAAGAAGCUGGUGUAAGUCGUCUUGCCCUCACUGUUGAACAGGAAACAUCUGUGGACAUAAUGCUAUCAUCUCGGCUUGUCAGCUGGAUUAUGCCAUAUCAACUGCAUACAUGGUUGAGAAACAAAUGCUCAUUAUUACAUCAUUUACCUCAAAGGAGUCUCCAUGUCCCAAAUGCUUGCAACCAAAUAUCAGAUUCUGAUGCUUCCGUAGACUGGUGGAUCAGACAAGGAACUAGGUCACAACAACGAGGCCCAAUGGAGCACUACAACAUUUUCAUCCGUCCCUAUGAUCCAGCGAAACCUGGCAAAGUUUAUUUCAGCAAUGUUACCAAGCUUAUUCCAACAAGCUACACAUUACCUGACUGGAUUGUAAGAAACACAAAGCUGUUAAUUGAAAAUGGUCUCCACAACAGGGAAAGUGGAGCAGAUCUAGUAACAGAUGAUGGGGAGGAAGAAGCUGAAGAUACAGACACAACAAAUGAAAUACAGAGUACAACUUUAGAAAACAUGCAGGAACAACUUAAUGAAUUACAGAAGUCAGUUACUGUGAUGUCUCAAAUGAUGAAGAAAAUCCUGAACUCAAAAUAAUUUACUUCUUUUAAUAAAAAAAAAAAAUUAAAAUGUUUUUGUUACCUCAUUAAUAGGCAAAAAAAAUACCACCGUAAUUCAAAUGCAGAUUUGCAACUUCAGCAGGUUCUUUACUAACACAUUAAAUUCAUAACCAAGAAAAGGAAACCCUUUGAAUAUGAAUUUAAGCACAGUGCAUAAUUGCAUAUUAAACUUCAAAUAUACUAAAGAAAUGCAUACAUAUAUUGAAAAGAUUCAACUCAGAUCACCUAACAUUUUUUCAUUCAACAACAUAUUAUGUCAAAAGUCAACCUUACAAAUUAUAUUUGUUAAAAUGGUUGAAAAAUGCAUAAUUGUUAAGAGUUUUUAUAUAUGCAUUUUCUAAACCACUGCAAAUCCAAUGUAAUAAGAAACUGUGAACCGAGACAUCAAGUGGAUAAAAGUGGAGAGACUACAACAAAGCAAGAAAAUAGACUAUAGAAGCGUAUCCUAGACAAAAAAAAUUUUUUUUUCACAUCAAGCGCAAAAAUCUAGUAUAAACUAUGCAAAAAGAGAAGAAACAAGAACUAAGAAAUAUUCUUUUAAACCAUCUGCAACCUUUUCUCAAAUAGUACAAGAAAAUAAAUGUAGACACUUGAAUCAUGAAUACAUGAUGAUCUGGGCUUCACACUAGGGAGUGGGUUAGAAUCUAAAUUCUGCAAGUAUGUACUCAACCUUACUUUCCUCAUACAGUUUAUUCACUAUAUUUUAUCAGUUUUUUACACCAAGAAAAUAUUGGAUUACAAAAAUUAAAAUCAGGAAUAAAGAUGUAGCAUAAUUAAUAGAAGGAAAUGCAGUGCUUACAGUUCCUCAUGUCUGUCACUGCUUAUCCACAUUAUCAAGAAAGGACAUGCUUUGAGUCUCUUUGUAUACUGAUAAUGAAGAUCUGUGCAAUGCAGAGGAAUGCAACACUAUUACACUGCAAUUUUACCAACAGGACCUUCCUCAAGGUCUCUUUCCUUAGAAGUCUGCAGGAUCCUUCCGCAGAUGAGGGGAAUUCUCUAGCUGGUUCAAUUUGCCACACUGUUGGAUCCACACUAUCACUAUUCUGUUCUCUGCAGGUGGAUCCAGAGGCGUAAGUUGUGGAUGCAGUAUGGUAGAUGUUGAAACUUCAGCGGGAGAGUGUUCUUUAACGCAAGUUGUAAUGCACAGUUUUUAAAUUUUUCUCUCAUUAACGUGAAGUGGAUAUGCAUACUGUAUGAAAGGAAGAUAUUGUAUUUUCUUGUAUUUGUAUUCAGUUGGGAAAAGUGUGUACAUAUUAAUUUGUAAGUGUGUGGGUAAUAGCACUACAUAUAGUAUAAUGAGAAGACCGUGCUAAGGUCAAUCUUCGGCAAUUCAGACAAGGAAUAACGAGUCCGCCAUUCAUAAUAAUGAGUUAAUACAAUUUAUAAGCAUGUAUGCACUCAUUAAUAUACACAACACAAUGUAAUAUCUUGAAUAUUAUUUAGAAUGAGUGAUAUAAUCUGGGUGUCGUCGUAUAGAACUUAGACUACAAUUUGGUUAGUCUGUUUCAAUUCACUUUAGGCUAUAUGAUCCCUUGUGAUUUGAAUUGCUCUACUACUUAUUUUGACGUAAGUUGCAAUACUAGAGACAGCCUCAAUGCUUAUGCCUUUUCCUCAUUGAGCCUACUGCAUCAGACUGAAGUUUUGGGCUUUGUCAUGGUAACUGCUUUAUAGCAAAGAAAGAUAAAGGAAAGGAAAAUGCAUUUUCGAGAAGUUCAGCAGCAAGGUGGCAUUCGCGCAUGUGUUGGAGGUGCCUGUUCUCAUGAUGGUUCUAGAAUCGGCAGGAGUGUUGUGGAACUUGACAGGCGCCGACGUGACAUGAGAAACGCCGCGAUUUCUGAUGCAAUAUUCCGUCGAGAUUCUUCUAAAUCAUUCCCGUAAUCUCGGGAGUCUGUGACGUUCACCGUAGGCCCCGCCCCCAGAAUGCCAUAUAAAUACGACGGACGAAGUAGGAGAAGGCAGAUAAUCAGUAAGAGCCACAGAUCAGAUUAUCAGUGAGAGAUCAGCAGCAGAGAUCAUCAGAGUGAGAUAAGAGAAGAAGAACGAAGGAUCAGAGAGAAAAAGGCACACGCGAGUUUGAUUGGAUUCUAGUCAAGUCGUCGUCAGGAGUGGACAACCGAGGCAUUUCAACGUAGAGCAAGACUUCAGAGAAGAAACGUUCUGCAAGAGGUUUUGAGAAGUUCCUGCCCUUCGAGUAUCAAGAAUAGACAUUAUUUUCUGCAAUACGGAGUCAAGAAGACAUCUGCAAUCGCAGUUCUCCUUUUGUAAAGCCAUCGCUUUGAGUCGGAAAACUGGCCAGCAAGUAUUUGAAUUACCUCACUUCUUCCCCAGUUCACGCAUUGUAAGAUUUUGCCUUUUAUGUAAAUAGGAGACACCAUUCUGCAUUUAUCUUUGUUAGUAAGCUUGUAAAUAA
Messenger RNA from Macrobrachium nipponense, 5122 nucleotides. Its product is annotated as transient receptor potential channel pyrexia-like. The transcript has 5 exons. NCBI's taxonomy places the organism in Eukaryota, Metazoa, Arthropoda, Malacostraca, Decapoda, Palaemonidae. The coding region runs from base 491 to 2689 and encodes 732 amino acids. Gene Ontology annotation, molecular function: monoatomic ion channel activity; protein binding. Gene Ontology annotation, cellular component: membrane. The record is from RefSeq and is a predicted model, not a curated record. Gene Ontology annotation, biological process: monoatomic ion transport; transmembrane transport.